Molecule: messenger RNA, 2387 nt
Organism: Felis catus (domestic cat)
Lineage: Eukaryota; Metazoa; Chordata; Mammalia; Carnivora; Felidae
Gene: ENOPH1
Product: enolase-phosphatase 1
Exons: 6
Coding region: 616-1401 (261 amino acids)
Molecular function (GO): acireductone synthase activity; magnesium ion binding
Source: RefSeq, a predicted model, not a curated record
CCUCUUUUGCUGGCUGAGGACGGGAGGAGGGGCGCGAGCCCGGUCAGGUUACUGUAAAUAUGCAAAAGCGGAGGCAGUGGGCGGGGAGGGGGCUAGGUGCCGUAGAGGGCAAGGGGCACUCACAUCCCCGGCGCGCCACUCGCGGGGCUCCCGUCUGCACGUGCCCCGGGCCUCUCCCGCUCGCUCAACCAGUCUGCGGAGAGCGCGCGCGCGCCCGCGGACCCGGCUCCCGCGUUCGCUUCUUUGUUCCCGCCCACGCGAGGCCCAUUUUGACGGAUCGGGUUCGAGGCCCUCUCGCGGCCAAUCGGCAUCGAGGCAUUUACCUCCCCCCACCCCUUCGGAACCCUGCGAGGACCGCCCCGUUUCCCUGCCCACGUGGUCUCGUCCUCUGGCCCUUGGCAGCUCUGUACUUCUGGGCCCCUGUACGGCCGUGUGAUCCACCUUUAGGGGCGUGGAGGUGGUCCUGUACCUUAAGCUUCGGGCCGCACGCGGUUGCCGGGUGGGCGAUUCUUGCGGGGCUGUCGGAAGCCCAGAACGGUGCUGAGGGCGCAGCCGGCGCCGCCCUCUGCCCUACCUACCAGUAGGCCGAUUCUGGUAGUUGCAUCCGGUAGGGAAAUGGUCGUGCUUUCCGUGCCCGCCGAAGUCACUGUGAUCCUGUUAGAUAUCGAAGGUACCACAACCCCGAUUGCUUUCGUGAAGGACAUUUUAUUUCCUUACAUCAAAGAAAAUGUUAAAGAGUAUCUGCAGACACAUUGGGAAGAAGAGGAGUGCCAGCAGGAUGUCAGUCUUCUGAGGAAACAGGCUGAAGAGGAUUCCCACCUGGAUGGGGCUGUUCCCAUCCCUGCUGCAUCUGGGAAUGGAGCAGAUGACCUGCAGCAGAUGAUCCAGGCCGUGGUGGAUAACGUGCGCUGGCAGAUGUCUCUGGAUCGAAAGACCACGGCGCUGAAACAGCUGCAGGGCCACAUGUGGAGGGCGGCUUUUGCAGCUGGGCGCAUGAAAGCAGAGUUCUUUGAAGAUGUAGUUCCAGCAGUCAGGAAAUGGAGAGAGGCUGGAAUGAAGGUGUAUAUCUAUUCUUCAGGGAGUGUAGAGGCCCAGAAGCUAUUAUUUGGGCAUUCUACAGAGGGAGAUAUUCUUGAGCUUGUUGAUGGUCACUUUGAUACCAAGAUUGGACACAAAGUGGAGAGUGAGAGUUACCGAAAGAUUGCAAACAGCAUUGGGUGCUCAACCAACAACAUCUUGUUUUUGACAGAUGUUACUCUAGAGGCCAGUGCUGCUGAGGAAGCAGAUGUUCAUGUCGCUGUGGUGGUGAGACCCGGCAAUGCGGGACUGACGGAUGAUGAAAAGACUUACUACAGCCUCAUCACAUCCUUCAGCGAACUGUACCUGCCUUCCUCAACCUAGAGGACAACUCAUAGGGAAGACCAGCCUGUCUUCACAGAGUCGUCCCUGUAGUCUAGUUGUAUUCCAAUGGUAAAAGUAACUUACUUAAAAAAGACAUAUAUACACACACACAGGUACGCGCGUGUAUAUAUGUGUAUGUUUAAAUUGCCUUCCACGGGCACAUAAGUGAAAAAAAAGUCUCAGUUCAGUGAAAAGGAAACUUAUUUAAAGAUGCUUUCUAUGUAGAAAUUGUUUGAAACCACAACCCUAACCCCAACUGAAAGCAAACUAUAGCUGAUAGAAGAAUUACUGCAGUGUAAAUCACACGUGUUAGGUUUAUCAAAUCGUGUACCAACAUGGAAAGGUAGGGUUGAGAAAUUAUUCAGAAGCCUUGUUAUUUUAAAAACUGGAAGUGUUUCACAGACUUACUCCUAAUAAUAAUUCAUUCCCCUUUCGAAUUAUAAGUUAGAAGAUUGCGACAGCUGAAUUUCAAAGUAUUAGCCUCCUUCUCUACAGAAGUCAAAGCCAUUUGUUUCUGCUCCAAAAGACAGCAAACCUGGGAAAGGAAACUCAUUUGAGUCUUGAUGACGCAAGCAUCCAUUACCAAGGAAACUUGCUCAUCAUUGUGGUGGCCCCAGCAAACGGUUGCCUUACCAAUGAUAAAGGUGCAUUGAUGUAACAGCUAAAAUAGGAAUGUGGUUCUUAAUGUUUAACAGAAUAGCACUAAUCCUGCCGGUUGUUAUCAUCAUACGUUUUCUGGUUGCCUUUCUAACUACUUUUUAGCAGUUUGAGAAUAUAUGUUGCUCUUUACUAUUGAAAAGCAAAAGGUUUACUGAAAUCAUUCUGUAAGACCCUUCUAGAAGAGCCCUAAUAAUGUAAUAUUUUCCUCUGAAAUGGAUAUGAAGAGUGUAAAUUUUAUAACAGCAUUAUUUAUCCUGGUUCAAUCCUAAUGGGAUGUCAUGUCAAUUUCAUGUUGUGAUUAAUAAAAACAUUUUCUUCUUCACUCA